UCGGCGGAUUGUACCUACUUGUGUAUUGUUUGAUUGUUGUUUAUUUUCAUAAUCAUUUGUUACUUAUAAUUAUUGUUAAUAAGUGAAAUGUGUCAUUUUCACAGGGAAUUUUAAUAACUAGCUUAUCACCAGUUUAUUCUGUAGUAUAUAAUUACUUGGAAGGAUGUCAUUGAGGAAAUGCAAGAAUUUGUGAAAAUGUGAUUAUUUCUCGUAUUUGGCUGACUGCCAUAGGUUUAAUUGUAGUUUUAUCGGAAAUAGUCACGAUGAAGUGGCCAACAAUUGUACUGGUGAUGUUUUUAUGUGUGUACAGAACAUUUGGGUACUGCCCGUCGUUAUGUUCGUGUAAGAGUAAUAAAUCUGGGGAGGGUACAUCUUCGGAGCCUGUUCCAGGAGAAUUAUUGAGGCUAAAGUGUGGUGGAAGUCCCAUACAGAUAACGGAACUCAAGGAGAUAGAUCUGAGUAAAUUAUGGACGAGUGUUGUAAACAUGAAUUUGUCCGGUAAUGCUAUUUCGACCCUUUCGAGAGAAUUGCAUCUGCCUAAGUUACAAAAAUUGGAUCUAAGCCACAACCAGAUAAGUCUGAUAGAAUCCGACGCGUUCUACAACAUGACGGCUCUGCAGCGUCUCGACCUGUCGUCCAAUGAGAUCAGCAAUGUGUACAAGGAGAUGUUCAAAGGGCUGGUCAAUUUGGAGAGGCUGAUACUGGCGCAGAAUCACAUAUCGGCCCUAGCCGUCGGCACGUUUGAUUAUCUUGUUGGAUUGAAACAAUUGGACAUAUCUGAUAACCCACUGAUAUGCGACUGCAACCUGCUCUGGAUAGGCGAUUGGCUUCUCAAUACGAGCGUCAAACUCUCUCCGAGCCCGAAAUGCGCAUUCCCAGAAAACAUGACAGGCAAAGCGGUAAAGAAACUGCGAAUAUUCCUCGACCUUUCUGUCUGCGGCAGCGUCUUACCGUCAACAACUUUAAUCCUCAAACCAUCAUACGACCAAGUAGUCUUCGAGGGUGACAGUUUAUCCAUAUCCUGCAACGCUCCCUUCGCAUCGGCUGUAGCUAAAUACAAGCUGAAAUGGGUGCAUCCUAUGCUCGAAGUCUGCGAUGUGAAUAUAACAACAACUGACAUGCUAGAAGACGGAAUAGCAGAAACCAAAGCGUAUUUUCCAAACAUAACCGCUCACCACAUGGGAAACUGGACUUGUAUGUACACAGAUAUGAAUCGCAUACACCACAAUAAGUCUAUAGAAGUGCUUGUUCUAUCAAAUCAGACUCAGUAUUGUUUGACAAAUCAUACCAUGGACAACAAAGGGUUGUACUCUUGGCCUCAAUUACUGGUGAAUUAUACGGCAUCUGUACCAUGCAAUUUGGGUGAAGGUAUAGCUUACAGGCAUUGCUUUGGAAAUGGUUCUUGGGGACCGGCUAACACAACAGAAUGUUCGUAUAUUAGUAACGUAACAAAACUAUUGCAACAAUUUGCGUUGUUAAAUGUGAGUUUGGUGCAAUAUUCUGCAUUGAACGCUACCGAGAGGCUUUCAAUGUUGAUACGGGAGAAAACGUAUCCGUUAGCGGAGUUGACUGACGCGGACGAUGUGAUGUUCAUAGCCGAUGCUAUUAGGAAUUAUAUGCAGUAUAUUAAAGAAGAAAAGGAUUUAGGGGGCAAACUCCUAGACGUGAUCAGCUCAGCGAUGAACAUUACAUCGAACGCCACCGUGCCAGCCGAGAAUCAAUACCAGGCUUGUACGAAGAUGGUCUUGGCUGCGGAGGAUAUAUCGGCCUAUAUAGACAAUGUGCAAGGGCAGAAGUCAAACCUAGCAGUGGAGCGGUUCCCAGUGCGCGAGGGCUUCAGCGGCGUGACGUGCGUGUGGUACAGCGGCGCGCUGCAGCCGGAGCCGAAGUUGCACUGCACCACCACCAACAGGACGGUGGCGCCACUGUUGACCGUCUCCGACGCAUGUAUACACGCCAGUGUUCAGAUCCCCCAAUCCCUUUUGUACAGCACAACGGACGAGGGAUCCCUCGUGCAAUCCCAACCCCACGAUCUAGUAGUCGCCAUGUACGACAAGGCGACGUUGUUCCCGAUUAUCCCAGCUUCGGACCAGGAAAACGGGCCGAAUAAAGUUCACAGGGCAAAGGAUUAUUACGGAAGAAGUACUAAGAGGGAAGAUAUGAAUAUGGAAAUCACUUCGCCGGUUGUGGGAUUUCAAUUGAAGAACAGCGUAGCUCACGUGAGCAAUUUGCUGGAGCCAGUGAUAGUGACGUUGCGCGGCGCGGGCGGCGGGCUGGAGGGCCGCGCCGCCGUGUGGGGGCCGCGGGAGGGCCGGUGGACUGAUAACACCACUGACUGCAAAAUAUCCCACGUGGUCUCCGAAAUGAUAAUAAUCAGUUGCACUCGCCUCGCCUACGUCGGCCUCUUGCAAAAUGUCGAGACAGGCUUCUACGGCGCACGCACAGAUGGCGCCCGGUUCAAAGUGUCACAUCCGGCCGUUUACGUGGGGAGUCUCAUACUCAUCGGAUGCGUAAGUUGUGCCACGCUGACUUACAUCAUGUCCUAUCCCGCCAUACAAAUGGCGAAAAAAACUAAACAUUCAUUAAUUAACACGUGGAUAGCGAUAGGUUUACUAUGCUUUAUGUACACACUAGGCAUUUAUCAGACGGAAGAUGUGAAGUUGUGUCAAAUUCUAGGACUGUUAAUACAUUAUUUGUCGCUGUCGUGUUUACUGUGGAUGUGUGUAUCGGCCAGUAACAUGUACAAAUGGGUGACGAAAACUCACAAUCCGGUUAGGACGCCAGAAGACGACUUGCCACCUGAUGUUCCCGUGCAGAAACCGAUUUUAGGAUUGUAUCUGGUAGGUUGGGGUAUCGCGUUGAUUGUGUGCGGUAUAUCCGGAGCGGUGAACUUGAAAGAUUACGCGGGUUAUUCCCAAUGUUUCUUGAGCACGGCGCCAGCUUUAAGCGCUCUGUUUGUACCUGGAGGAAUCCUUCUAUUGUUUUUGCUAGUUUUGUUCUUAUUAAUACGGUGUACUAUAAGGAACAUGAAUAUACAACUAUCCGAAGGGACACAGGCGACUGAGAAUGUCGAUUUGGAGAUGUGGGAGCCUAAUCAGACGAAUGAAAAUACAGAAAGACGUAGCAUCAAGUCUACGGCUGAUUCUGAAAUCGAUGACGUUGAACAUACUCCGAUUAUACAAUUGAGAGCUCAAGUUAUCGUCCUAUGUUUGUAUAUGUCUGUGUGGACUUGCGGAGCUAUAGCCGUGUAUAGACCUUUACCAGCGUAUUUACCGUAUCAAGAAGACAUUUGCAGUAUAAUUUACGCCGUCUGUGCAACGGUCUUGGGGACAUUCAUUUUGUUCUUCUACGGCAUCGCACGGAGCGAUGUCAGAGCGCAAUGGGCUAUGAUGCAUUGCUAUUUUCAGAAAAGUAAACAAUGUUGCAGGAAUAGAAGCGUUUUUGACACUAAUCAACAGAAUUUGCCAGGCGUGCCAACUAAUACGGCCCCUGUUACACACGCGAUACCUAACGAUAAUAGAUCUAGAUCUGGAAGCAGAAGUUCUAAUAGGACUAACUCGAAAACUAACAAUAGCUGCACAUAUAAAGCUGGUGCUGAACUAAACGGGCAGACAUUGCAAAAAGAUGUUCUCAAAAACACUAAUGGAAAAGCGGCGAAUAUCAAUCUAGUUGUAUUACACAGACAACAAUAUAGAUCUAAUAAUUCCAUGAUGACGUAUCCUGAAACUUCAACGUUAGGACCAGAAGUAUUUUAUAAUCAGAAUCAGAUGAAUGUUGCUAAGAAAUUCUUUAAGAAACAAAGACAGCAUAUGAAGAGGAAUUGUUUAGAACUGCCUCUAAGACGCGACUGUGAUAAUGAUUCACACGUUUCACUACCAUUGCCCUCUAGAGAAGCGUAUAAUGGCGUCGCUAAUAUAAUAAAUUCUGGUUCUAAAGUUAACAACACAAAUUUACAUGUAGAGAAAUCGAAUAGCGGUAUAAAAGAGACACGUAACGUUCUUAAUCCUAAUUUAUUGGAAGAGGAAGCGAAAGAUUACAAAAAUUAUUCCAUAGAUAAGAAAGCGUGGAAUACAGAAAAUGCUAAGGCCAGCCGCAAACAGAUAAUGAAUAUAUAUACUAACGUACCAGAGACUCAAGUUCCUCAACAUCAAGUUGUGAAGGCGAAUGUGCAACAAGGUUUUAAUGGUCAAAGGAGCAGUGUUUCAGAAGAGUGUUUGCAGAGCCACGCAAGCGAACAGCCAGAAAUGAGGACAAUUUCUCAACAAUGCAGCUUAGAAUACAGUUCUGCAUCAGAAAUAGCCAUGCCGCAUACGUGUUCUGAUCAGACUUUGAACACACAUUCAGAAAUGACUUCACUGCAGGAAACGCACAGUGCCUUAUGUUCCACAAACGAGAUCACUGAUACAGAAAGUUUUGGACAAUACAUUGAUUAUUUGCAACCAAACAAACAGGACAACAAAGAUGUUUUGGACAAAUCUUUACAAGAUAUUUCAGAAGAAUGCACAAUGAAUAGCGACGAAAUUAACCGUUCCACAACUCCGCCUAAUCUAGAAGAAGCCUGUUCUGGGGAACUGGAUAAUUUGCUGCAAAAUCCUGAUAAUGCAUCUACCGGAUCAAAAGAUAAGAUGGACGGAGAUAAAGAGCCGUUUUUCAUGGCGAAAACUACGUACGACUUCGAGACUUGCAGCACGAACGCUAGCGAGCAAGCGUUUGAAAAUGAAAGUGACAUUUACUGUCCUAACUAUCAGAUGUCCGAAGUCAGUAUUCGUAGCCACGGGUUGUACGCCCCUUCGCCGUCGUCAAUGUGUCCGAACGAGAUAAGUUUUAGCAACGAAGAUGUGUCUAACAUAGAGAGUCAGUACGUGAAUUAUGACCCUGGAUGGCGUAAAACGAUAAAGAGCAACCCUAAAUUGGGCAAAUUCGUUCCUACUCCAGCCGUAAGUUGUCCAGAAGUUAACAGAGACAGUCCUGUGUCGUUUAGUAGUGAAUUAGAUGAAUUAUAUACGCAGAUAACGAGUAGAGACAAGGAUAGAACGAUGCGAAGGGAAACUGGUUUGGAUGUGACUAUCAAUAGUGACGUCACGCUGAAACCAGCGGACAGCGACAGUUGUGUGAGCGAGGCAGUAUCUGAUGUUGAAGUGAAAGGGGAGACCACGGUUUGAAAGUAUUAAGGUGUUUAGUUUAUUUAUAAUACUUUUAGAAGCACUAUAUUGAAUAUUGAAGAAUUUUAUCAGAUUUAUUUUAACAAAUUUUAUGUUGGUGGAAGAUUUAAUAUAAAAUGGUGCCAAAAAUUAAUCUGUUCCGAUGACUGAGAGGAAAUUGUGUCAUUUUAUAGAGUCUAUUUAGCGCCAGGAAUAAGGUCUACAUGUCAUUUCCUUUUUAAUAAAUCGAUUUUUUAUUUAUUCAUCACAUUAAUAUCCAUGAUUUCUUCUCGGCCGGAAAUUGUUAGGGGCACGGACAUGUGUAAAAAGUAGUUGCACAAAAUAUACCAUAGAUUGUUGUCUAUGGAUCAUGCAUUUACAAUUUAGCUACUUAAGUAUAUCGAUCCCACAGAUUUAGAUUUAUUAUUACACAGAAUACAAUAUACAUAAUAAAAUAUAGACGGUUUUCACUUGUGUCUGUAUUUAUAUAUGUAUAUUUUUUGUUAAUAAUUUUGAUUUGAUUUUAUUAAUAUUUAAGACUUGAAAAGGGACAGCGAUAGUUUUUCUCGCGUGCCAUGCUGAAGGGCAGUUUACUUUUUCUUUGACAUAACAACAUUUGGUCAGUAUUUUAAAAACAUAAUUAUAUGUUUUGAUUGUAUAUUAGUUUAUGGUAAAUCUUUUUUUAAAUACAAAUCUGUAAAAAAGAUUAAGUUGAUGUGAAAUAUCUAUCAACGCACGCUCGAAUUCACUGAUCCGAUUUAGGUGAAUGUUGGCAUAAAGGCUGUUCUAGUGAUCCACUGAGGAUUCCACCAAUUUCCGUAAUUUUUAAUGAUGGCGAAAUCACCGAAAGUCCGGUGGAUGCCAUAAUAUAGAAAGGAAAGAAAGAUACAAAAGAGGAUUUCUAGAACGUUGAACAAUUUUUCACCGAAACGAUGUUUAUUUUUUUUUUAAUUCUGAAAAUUCUUGAUAAAUAUGUAGCCAAACAAUUAUUAUGCCAUACAUUUAUAGUGAUUUAUCUUCUCCAAAUUAAAUUCUAAUUGUACCUACGUAAUUUGAACUGACUUGUAUUAUUUUUAAUUAUUUUUUACACAGAUCAGUUUGACAAUAAACUGGCAUAGACAAACCUUAUACGUAGACCUGGUGCCAUUAAGUUUGUAUAAUUAUUAGUUUUAAAUUGUAAAUUAUCUUAAAUGUAUAGUUAUUUAUUUUUAAGUUUAUAACGGUCUCAUUCUACUAUAAGUGUCGUUUAAUAGUGACGAAAUAGGUUUAUAUUUCUCUCUCGUUCGCACGUUGAAGUGCGAGCGGGACGGCAUUACUUAUAAUUUUAACUGACGUGGUUUGUUUAAGUUUUUAUUCGUGUAGUGCUAAACACUGACAUCGAAAGUGCGAAGUCGAAGUAAAGUUCAUGAUAUAUUGAAAUAAAUCUUAAAGUUAUGACUAUUUUGGGUUUUGCCUUUUAGGGUUGAACAACACUAAUUUAAUUUGAGAUUUGUUGACGUCAUUCAAACCGUUAUACAGGGUUAAGAAAAAUUUCCCAGUAUGUUUGAACGACUAAACUGAGUGGAUUUCUCUAAAAACAAAAAGAGAAAAGCGAAAAAAAAAAAAAAUUGAUCGUUUUGGCAAGUAAUUUUCUUUUGUAAAUUUUUUUUGAGGAAUCUUCCUCAGCUUCGGCUUCAAACGUGCUGUGAAAAUUUCCUUAACGAAUCAAAAUUCACCCCGUAUACAAUAAAAAAAAAAAGAUAUUUACCAAAAUAACCCACCGUUAUAAUUUUUUUUUCCUUCAAUAUCGACUCCUCGCUUUCGAUGUGAUUGGAGCCUAAAUUUGUGCCAAAUGGAAUGUUCCAAAAGUUUCCAUUCAAUGCAUUGCAUGUCAUUAAAUUCGACUGAUACAUAUUGUCUGCCUUUGUCUAGUCCAUUAUGUGCGUUGUUUUGAUUCUGUCAUAAUAUUAAUUACUAGAGGCCGCCCGCGACCUCGUCCGCAUGGAAACCCUAUCAAUCCCGCGGUAACUCCGGGAUAAAAAGUAGCCUAUAUGUUAUUCUGGGUCUUCAGCUACCUACAUACAUACCAAAUUUCAUCGUAAUCAGUUCCGUAGUUUUUGCGUGAAAGAGUAACAAACAUCCAUACUGACAUCCUGAGAUACUCUCAAACUUUCGCAAUUAUAAGUAGGAUUUAAGUUUGAACCCACUACUUGCUCCGACAAGUUUCGUCGAGUAAAAUUUUUAAAUCUAUACUAAUAAUUAUUAUAAAGCUGAAGAGUUUGUUUGUUUGCUUGUACGCGCUAAUCUCAGCAACUACUGGUUCGAAUUGAAAAACUCUUUUUGUGUUAAAUAGACCAUUUAUCGAGGAAGGCUUUAGGCUAUAUAACAUCACGCUACAACUAUAAGGAGCAAAGAAAUAAUGGAAUAUGUGAAAAAAACAGGGAAAGUUAUUCAUCCUUGAGGGCUUCAAUGAUGCCCAAAAUAAUUAUUCCACGCGGACGAAGUCGCGGGCACAGCAAGUAUAUAAUAAAAUAAAUACACGUGAAUCGUAAUCAUCAGAUGAUAAACGUGUUCCCGUUUGCAUCAAUAAAAUUAGAACUAAUUAUUUUAGUUAAUUUCUUAUUGAUAAACUAUAAGAAAUU
This is a messenger RNA of Amyelois transitella, 7762 nucleotides long. RefSeq names its product adhesion G protein-coupled receptor A3 (gene Remo). NCBI's taxonomy places the organism in Eukaryota, Metazoa, Arthropoda, Insecta, Lepidoptera, Pyralidae. Gene Ontology annotation, molecular function: G protein-coupled receptor activity; protein binding. Bases 264 to 5162 code for a protein of 1632 amino acids. The record is from RefSeq and is a predicted model, not a curated record. Gene Ontology annotation, cellular component: plasma membrane. The transcript is spliced from 9 exons. Gene Ontology annotation, biological process: cell surface receptor signaling pathway; G protein-coupled receptor signaling pathway.